This is a messenger RNA of Bolinopsis microptera, 1065 nucleotides long. Its product is annotated as G-protein coupled receptor 83-like. Gene Ontology annotation, cellular component: membrane. NCBI's taxonomy places the organism in Eukaryota, Metazoa, Ctenophora, Tentaculata, Lobata, Bolinopsidae. Gene Ontology annotation, molecular function: G protein-coupled receptor activity. The coding region runs from base 1 to 1065 and encodes 354 amino acids. The transcript has 2 exons. The record is from RefSeq and is a predicted model, not a curated record. Gene Ontology annotation, biological process: G protein-coupled receptor signaling pathway.
AUGGAUACAGAAACUAAAGAUAACCGAUUGGAUCCAUACAGCGUACCAGAUUACGGUAGAUAUUGUCUGAUAACAUGGUGUUUGGUGACGGGUAUCUUCUCCCUCUUUGGUAACCUCGCUCUCCUCAUCUCAUCGCUAGUCUCUGUCCUCAAACUAGACAAAGUCUCAGUUGUCCUGAUACAGAACCUAGCUGUUACAGGCGUUGGUUUCACGGUCUUCAUCAUCCUGCCUACAGUAGGAUCUACAGUGGAACAGGAGUGGAUCUACGGGAGGGGGCUGUGUGUGGUGACUACAUACGCUCUGUAUAUCCUGGGCUUCAUGAGCACCUACCUGAUAGCCAGUCUCAACAUCAGCAAGCUGACAGUUUUGUUAUUUCCACUACGAGCCAGACUGAGAACGAAAAAGUGCGGCGCUGUCAUAUCGGCCACAUUGUGGGUUAUCGUCAUCAUCUUGAUCGUAACUAGUAAUGUGGUAGCCUCACGAGACAUCACGUUCAGCCCGCUGGUCUUCGCGUGCACCUUGGACUACAGGUUCAUCCCCCCGAACCUGCUCGAGCAAGCCACCCUCUACAGCAACCUCUUAGUACCACUUGGUGUGAUCCUAGCAACAGCGAUCUGGCUAAUGCUGCUCAUAAGAAGUGUUCGGAAACUAACCAGACAUAUCGUGUUGGUUCUUCUAGCUGUCUCCAUCGCUUACAUCCUCUCCUACCUUCCCUUCAUCAUCUUUGCAGUUUUAAGGAAACAACCGAUGACGGUGAACAACCUCAGACUCUAUACAGUAGCUGCUGUAGCAACUUUUAUAUCACCCUUCUCAAAUCCUAUCAUAUUCUACUUCAACAUCAAGAGUUUCAAGACUUAUGUUGAUAACAAAGUGUUGUGGGUGAUGGGCAAGCACAUAGAGAUAAGAGACCGGGAUGUUUCUGGUAGAUAUGCGAGUAGAAAUUCUACUCGCAUAUCUACUGUAAGCAUGAGGAGCACCAGAGACUCAGUAGUUAUUAAUCCUAUUAAUGUAGCCGCACUUCAGAAGAAUUCCACCGUCGUGGUUAAUGAUGCAAGGAUUAUCUAA